AUGGUUCUCAAACAUGAGCCCAUAGCCGUGGUUGGAAUGGCAAUCAAAGUCGCUGGAGCUGAUGACGUGCAAGAGUUUUCGCAGAUGCUACGCACCGGAAAGUCACAGCAUGAGUUGAUUGGGCCGGACCGUCUCAUGAUGGACACGCUGUUUCGCGAGGAAGAAAAGGAUACGUCGCGAAAUUGGUAUGGAAAUUUCAUCAGAGACGUUGACGCCUUCGACCACAAGUUCUUCAAGCGCAGUCCGAGGGAGUCAACCACCAUGGACCCCCAGCAGCGCCUGUUUCUACAGGCCGCUUACCAGGCUGUCGAGCAGUCGGGUUAUUUCACCGAGAACGAUAACGGCGGCGAUAGGGAUAAGAGGCAUGUCGGUGUCUACGUCGGAGCUUGUGCUGCUGACUACGAGCAUCAUGUCGCAUGCCACUCUGCCAACGCCUUCACGGCCACCGGAAACCUGAAAAGCUUUGUUCCGGGAAAGGUAUCUCACUAUUUUGGAUGGACAGGCCCAUCCAUGACAUUCGACACAGCUUGCUCAGCUUCCGCCGUUGCCAUCCAUACAGCCUGCCAGAAUCUGAUUUCGGGCGAAUGUUCGGCUGCCCUAGCUGGCGGUAUAGCUACCAUGUCCAACUUUCUCUGGUUCCAAAACCUCGCUGGAGCCAGCUUUCUCAGCCCAAGUGGCCAGUGCAAGCCCUUUGACGAUGCAGCAGAUGGGUACUGCCGUGCAGAGGGCAUCGCCUGCGUCUUCCUAAAGAGGCUGAGCGAUGCUCUGAAAGAUGGGAAUCCUGUUCUUGGAUGCAUUUCAAGCACAGCUGUGUACCAGAAUCAGAACUGCACCCCUUUGUUUGUGCCAAACUCUCCCUCUCUCUCCCAGCUUUUUGGAGACGUUAUCGCCAAAGCAGGCCUCAAACCGCGCGACAUCUCCCUCGUCGAGGCCCACGGAACAGGCACACCGGUUGGCGAUCCUGCUGAAUAUGAAAGUAUUCGCCUUGCCAUUGGUGGAUCGAACCGCGACACAACACUGCCCGUUGGUUCUGUCAAAGGACACAUUGGCCAUACCGAGGGUGCAUCAGGAGUAGUAUCGCUGAUCAAAGUCAUCGUCAUGAUGCAGGAGAAGUACAUUCCUCCCCAGGCAAGCUUCUCCAAGAUGAGCUCUCACAUCAAGGUGACACCUUUCGACAUGAUGGAAGUCGUCACUAGCUUGCAACAUUGGAGCGGGGACCAAAGGGCUGCCCUCAUCAACAAUUAUGGUGCCAGUGGUUCCAACGCUUCCAUGGUAGUGACACAAACACCAGCAGCUCAGCUUGUUGAAAAUCCAGCCUUGUCAUCCAAACCUGUUCCCUUUCGUGUUUCUGGUCAUGAUGGCCGCUCUAUCAAAGCAUUCUGCGCCAAGCUGCUAUCAACAAUCGAGCAGGAUGCGUGUUCUGACGUCAGAAACCUGGCAUACAACAUCAACCGGCAGUUCAACCCUGAUCUGAAGCGUCGUCUCAUCUUUAGCUGCCGGUCGAGGGAUGAUCUUGUAUCAAAUCUUGCCGGUAUUGCAUCCAUGGCAGACGAUUCGCAAGCAGGAAUAGAGAUUCCCAGCGUACAACGUCCCGUCAUACUCUGCUUCGGAGGCCAGAUAUCUACCUACGUAGGUCUUGAUCGAAAUGUCUACGAUGGAAUUUCCAUCUUACGCUAUCACCUCGAUCAAUGUGACGCCCGUAUGCAGUCACAAGGUUUCGGCAGCAUUUACCCGGGAAUAUUCCUCCGUACUCCCCAAGAUACAGUCCAGCUUCAGCUGAUGCUUUUUGCUUUGCAAUAUUCUUGCGCCAUGGCCUGGCUCGACUCUGGUCUUUCUUCAAAGGUCGUCGCCUUGACGGGACACAGCUUCGGCGAGAUAACAGCCCUUUGUGUCUCUGGCGCCUUUUCUUUGGACGACGCCGUCAAACUCGUGGGAAGCCGUGCCUUGGCGGUGAGAGAUCAUUGGGCCGUUGACCACGGAGCUAUGAUGGCAGUCGAGUCUGAGGAGGCCCAUGUACUUGAGCUUCUGGCUGAGGCAAAUGAGUCAGAUGACGUGGCCGAAAUAGCGUGCCAUAACGGGCCUCGCAGCUUCACGCUUGCCGGGCCUACCAGAUCAAUCGAGAGGGUCGCUGAGGUGAUAUCAAAAGACGCGAGAUUCCAGUCCAUCAAGUUCAAAUGGCUCAACGUGACAAACGCUUUCCACUCGAGCCUGGUUGAUCAACUUACCCCGGAGCUAGAAGGCAUUGGUAGAGGACUGGAGUUCAAGGAACCUUGCAUACCACUUGAACGAGCAACUCGUACCAGGAUAGACCCUAAGCUCGAUUACAAGUUCGUUUCCGAGCAUAUGAGAAAUCCAGUGUAUUUUAACCAUGCUAUACAACGGCUUGCGAACGAUCACCCCUCGGCUGUCUUUAUCGAGGCUGGAUCUACCUCUGGUAUCACCAUGAUGGCGAGCCGUGCCUUGGCAGGACGCAAAAGCUUCAGUUCACAGUACUUCCAGGCGAUUAAUCUUACCAACGACAGGGCAUUGGACAAUCUCACAGACGCCACCUUGUCCUUGUGGAAUCAGGGGCUGUCUUUUGCUUUCUGGGGUCACCACCCAUCGCAGAGCAGCGAAUACACCACGAUGAUCCUGCCACCCUACCAGUUUGAAAGGUCUAAGCACUGGCUUGAACUCAAAUCCCCUCUGCAAGCUGUGAAUGCUGCUGCUGCUGCUGCUGCUGCUGCACUCGGGCCUCCGGGAUUCACUGCCCAAGGCAAUGAAACAGCACAGGCGCAAACAGACGGUCUGUGGAGUUUGGUUUCCGACCACGCAGAUAGCCCCGUGUUCCGUAUCAACACAAGCUCAGAUAAGUACAGAAGCUUCAUCUCGGGCCAUCUGAUUGCCCAAACCGCCCCAAUCUGUCCUGCAACUCUCAUGGUUGAUAUGGCCAUCGAAGCGCUGUUCAGCAUCAAUUCGCAUUGGAGAGAAAACGGCUUUCUCCCUGUUAUUCACCACAUGGUCAACCACUCGCCACUCUGUGUCAACUCUUCACUUACUACCUAUCUCAAGUUUGAGCCGCUAGGUGAUCAAGGUGCCCACUGGAAGUGGAGGAUCUAUAGUCAUUCGUCACAAUCAGACGAGAAUCAUGCGGAGACGCAUGUCGAAGCUGAGAUUCAUGUUCGAGAUCCUCUCGAUAGAGGCUAUCAAUCGGAGUUCUCACGCUUCGAUCGACUAGUGACGCACACCAACUGCACCAAGAUGCUUCAGCUCGGCUUGGGCGCGCAUCAAGCUGCCCGGGUUGACGUUCUGACAGGCCGCAACAUAUACCGCACGUUUUCUGAUGUUGUCGACUACGGUGACUUGUAUCGUGGCGUCACAGCUCUCGUCGGCACUUCGACUGAGUGCACAGGGCACAUUGUCAAGAAACCCUCUGGAAACACCUGGCUUGACGUACCUCUCAGCGACUCCUUUAGUCAGGUCGGCGGCAUCUGGGUGAAUUGCAUGACCGACUGCGAUCCAGCUGAUAUGUUUAUCGCCACGGGUUGUGAGUUGUCUAUGCGGUCCCCGUUUGUCGAGCAAGAUUCCGACCAGAUCCAGGAGAGCUGGCAUGUAUUCGGUCGCCAUACUCGCCAGUCCGAGAAGCUCUGGGUAUCAGACUUGUUUAUCUUUAAUCCCUCAACUGGCCUACUGCGUGAGGUGAUGCUGGGUAUCCAGUAUGCGCGUGUCGCAAAGGCUUCGAUGCGUCGUAUGUUGACGAGGCUGACUACUGAUCCGUCAGCUCUCAAAUCGAAGCCACCAACGGAAAUUGUCUCCAAGCCCACUGAGCCUGUACUCACUCCGCCCAUGUCCCCUGGACAUACUGCUCAGGACAGAGGGACUUCCAAACCAGAGGGGGCACCAAUCAAGCCCAGAGCCGCCAGCCAUCCAGAUAUCACGGAGGACGUCAAGAAGCUUGUGGCACAUGUGGCAGGAAUAGAGGCUGGCGAUAUCACACUUGAUGCCGAGAUGGCGGAUUUUGGUAUCGACUCGCUUAUGGGUAUGGAAGUUGCUCGUGAGGUUCAGGUCGUUUUCAAGUGCACCUUGGAUCAGAAUGAGUUGAUGGAGGCAACAAGUCUCCGCAAGUUUGUCGUCUGCAUAUCGAAAGCGCUCUAUGGCCCCGAAUACGAUGGCACCUCAGCUUCCAGCAGCGAUGAUAACAGCGAGUCAUCUGGUAGUUCGUCUGCUUCGAGCAAGGCGUCAAGCUUGACUACGCCCACAGACCUCGACCUGGCGCAGACUCCACCAAAACCUUCAUCGUCUGUGGAUUCGAGGCCGGUAUCAAGCAAUCUGCAGCUAUCCGAGUCUGAUGUACUGGCAUCAUUCGCUCAGGUGAAACUUCUCUCCGAUGAGCACCUUGUACACUUUAAAGUCGACAACAUCGACCGUGAGGUCUUGGCUGGCUCCAGUCGUCUUUGUGUCGCCCUUGUCGUCGAGGCUUUUGAGCAACUGGGUGUCUCUCUGACGAGUGCAGGUCCAGGACGAGUCCUCGAAUCCAUACAGUUCCCGCCAGCUCACAAAAGACUAGUGGACUUCAUCUAUAGAUUCCUUUGCGAUGAUGCCCGCCUUAUCGAUAUCAACGAUGCAACCGGACAGAUCACGCGUACACAGGUUCCCACUCCUCGUAAGACAAGUUCGCAGAUACUUGACGAGCAGCUGGCGAGGUAUCCCGAGUUUGUAGUGGCCAACAGACUCACCUACUAUGCAGGAACCCACUUGGCCGAUGUUCUCAAGGGAGAGACAGACGGCCUUCGUCUCAUCUUUGGAAGUAUCGAGGGUCGUGAUCUAGUACAAGCACUGUACUGCGACCACACUUUCAACCGGAUGAAUUACAACCACAUGAAGCUUGUCAUUGAAAAUCUGGUGGAUAGACUUGGAGACAGUCAGCCCGGCGAGACGAUGAAGAUCCUCGAAGUAGGUGCUGGAACUGGAGGGACAACCCACGUCUUGGCUCCAAUGCUAGCAAAGCUCGGAAUCCCCGUUGAGUACACAUUCACAGAUAUAUCUGGAUCUAUGGUUGCAAGCGCCAGACGCAGGUUUGGCAAAUCAUAUCCAUUCAUGAGAUUUGCAGUUCACGACAUCGAAACGCCGCCAACUGAAGAUCUGAAGGGUCAACAUAUCAUCAUUGGUAGCAACGCCGUGCAUGCAACCAGGAAUCUGGUGACUUCUGCUUCUAAUCUAAGAAGUGCACUGCGUGCCGAUGGCUUUCUGAUGAUCUUGGAGAUGACCGAAUCUGUACCCUUCGUCGACAUCAUCUUCGGUCUCCUCGAGGGCUGGUGGCUGUUCGACGAUGGCCGCAAGCAUGCCAUUAUUACCGCUGAGGAAUGGGAGCGUAAUCUUCACAACGCUGGUUACGGCCAUGUUGACUGGACUGAUGGAUCAUUGCCUGAGAACACUUUCCAGAAGGUCAUCAUCGCUCUCGCGUCAGGAAAGCCCCGGGAUAGGCUACCCAAAUCAACCCUGCGCAAGGCAGCAGUUGAGGAGUCGACGAGCGAAGAGCGGCAAAGGCAGAGAGAGCUGGAAAUUGAACGCUAUGUUGCCAAGUACUCGGCUGACUUUGAGGUACACAACGAGGUUCAAGACGCCCGCCCGAUCACCAGGACCCAGAGCAGGAGGGCAAUUGUUCUUUUGACUGGCGCUACCGGCAGUCUUGGCUCUCACCUGGCCGCCACUCUUGCGAGCAACGACGACGUGGAAGCAGUUGUCUGUAUCAACCGCCGGAGUAGGGCACCCGUUGAUGAACGACAGGUCGAGGCUUUCAGGUCUCGCGGCAUUACAAUCACUUCUGCCCAGCGCUCCAAGAUGCGUAUUCUUGAGGCAGAUGCCUCGAGCUCUAACCUGGGCCUCUCCGAGUCCGACUAUCAAUGGCUGGUGCGGAAUGGGACGCACAUUAUACACAACGCUUGGCCAAUGAGUGGAACUCGUCCUGUCAAGGCAUUCGAACCCCAGUUCCAGGCUCUCCGUAACCUCUUGGACCUUGCACGGGACAUGUCUCGUCGCAAGGAUGCUCCUCGUAUCACGUUCCAGCUCGUGUCUUCCAUAGGUGUUGUCGGUCACUUCGACUCUCCCCGCGUUCCAGAGGAGCGUGUUUCCCUAAGAUCUGUGCUUCACAUCGGAUACUGUGAAGCUAAAUGGGCAUGCGAGCGUAUCCUCGAUCAGACACUACACAAGAAUCCAGAUGUCUUUGAUGCCAUGGUUGUGCGUCCUGGACAGAUCGCUGGUUCAAGCAAAAGCGGCUUUUGGAAUCCCAUAGAACACUUCGCAUUUCUCGUCAAGUCGGCCCAAUCUCUCCGUGCAUGGCCCGAUUUCGAUGGCGUUGUGCAAUGGGUCCCAGUGGACAAUGUGGCUCAGAGCAUGGUUGAUCUCCUCCACCUGGGAGAUGUCAAUCGCCCUAAACCGCAUCCCGUCUACCAUAUCGAUAACCCAGUUGGGCAACCCUGGAAGGUCAUGUCACAGGCAUUGGCGGCUUCUCUGGACAUUCCGCCUCGGCGCAUAAUCCCUUUCAGCCGGUGGGUGAAGCUGGUUCGUAACUCGCCACUUCCAGCCGAUACCUGGAACCCGGCUGCACGACUCAUUGAUUUCUUAGAUUCCAACUUCGAGCGCAUGUCUUGCGGCGGGUUGAUUCUCGACACUGUGAAGGCACAGAAGCACUCUAGUACUCUGUCAGUACAAGGCCCUGUCACUACAGAAAUCGCUGUGAAAUAUAUAAAAUACUGGAAGGAGAGUGGUUUCUUAGCUUAG
Messenger RNA from Fusarium tjaetaba, 6759 nucleotides. Its product is annotated as polyketide synthase. Gene Ontology annotation, biological process: fatty acid biosynthetic process. The transcript has a single exon. The record is from RefSeq and is a predicted model, not a curated record. Gene Ontology annotation, molecular function: 3-oxoacyl-[acyl-carrier-protein] synthase activity; phosphopantetheine binding. NCBI's taxonomy places the organism in Eukaryota, Fungi, Ascomycota, Sordariomycetes, Hypocreales, Nectriaceae. Bases 1 to 6759 code for a protein of 2252 amino acids.